Physcomitrium patens is the source of this 1995-nucleotide messenger RNA. RefSeq lists its product as uncharacterized. Gene Ontology annotation, cellular component: plasma membrane. The record is from RefSeq and is a predicted model, not a curated record. Gene Ontology annotation, molecular function: aromatic amino acid transmembrane transporter activity. NCBI's taxonomy places the organism in Eukaryota, Viridiplantae, Streptophyta, Bryopsida, Funariales, Funariaceae. Gene Ontology annotation, biological process: aromatic amino acid transport; amino acid transmembrane transport.
ACUUGGCGGUCGGAAUUCGUCUCAAUGUGGGGUUGUCAUGUGGCGAGCACAAGGGUCACAAACAUCGCACUCAUCAUCCGUUGGCCUCCAUCAUCAGCAACACUCAACAAACGCAAGCAUAUCGCAGGCAAUCAGUCAUCAGAAUUUCAAUCAGCUUAGACAGCGAUAGCGAAUUGCUGCAGAAAAUUUAGGGGAUAGCAGCAGGAAUCCGUAGCCAGAAAUCGAGUGGGUUUCAUGAUGCAGGCCAUGGCCACACUGCCGUGCGCCACAGGGCCGCAGCCAGGCUAUGGUCAUCACCGAGGCAGGAUCAACGUGGCCACCAAGAGUCGGAGCCCGAGACUUGGAAUUGGUCUUGAAGGGGGUAGGGGAGGGUUGGUGGUGGCGAGGAGCAAGCAGCCGGACGUGCAAAAAGAAACGGAGGAGUUGAGCGGCUUCGACAUGCCGACCCGGAGUGGGAUUUCGGAGAAGAAAGUCGCAGUCCUCGAGGUUGAUGAAGGACGGCGAGUGGAGCGGAUGUUCUCCAAUUUGAAUGAGGUCUCGCUCAAGCAUGAGCCCGGAAGUCUUGUGAGUGCGGUACUUCUGAUUGCGGGCACAACAGUAGGGGCCGGCAUAUUGGCGAUCCCGUCCGUGACUCAAGAGUCCGGAUUUCUGGCUUCCUCCGUUGCAUGCAUCGGUUGCUGGCUUUACAUGGUUGGAUCAGGGCUACUCGUAGCCGAGGUCAAUGUCAACACGAUGUGUGAGCUUGGAUCUGGGGGGGUUUCUCUCGUUUCCAUGGCUUUACGUACAUUAGGCGUUUGGGGAGUGCGAGUAGCCUGUGGGGCUUAUCUCUUCAUCCACUACGCGCUGCUCGUGGCUUACAUCGCACGCUCCUCCGAUAUCGUCACCAACGCCGUUGGCAUUCCUUUGUGGGUCAGUGCAACUUUGUUCACAAGCACCCUUGGUGGCCUAUGCUAUUUUGGGAGCCAGCGAGUGAUUGGUGUAGUUAACGGAGGCCUUGUGGUCGGCAUUCUUGGCAGCUUUGGCCUCCUUGUGACUGUUGGAUCUUCAGGACUGGAUUUCAACUCACUGUUGACGGCCAACUGGGUAGCCGUCCCGCACAGUAUUCCAGUCAUCGCCUUAGCGUUCGUCUACCAGAAUGUUGUUCCUGUGGUGACAACGAGUUUAGAGGGAGAUUUACCAAAAAUCAGGACUGCGGUGGUACUAGGAACCGGCAUUCCACUGGUGCUGUUUCUGAUCUGGAACGCAGUCAUCCUCGGUACUUCGUCAUCUCUAGUGGAUCCCUCCGGGGCCGUGCAAGCCAUCUCUGACCCCUUGCUCAGACUCCGGUCUGCCAGUGGCAUCGUCGCUCCAACUGUGGAGGUCUUCUCAUUUUUGGCCAUAGCCACCUCCUUCAUCGGCUUCGUCCUCGGGCUCUCUGACUUUCUCUGUGACUUGCUGAAGAUUCCUGGAGGAGGUCGCCGUUCACCGCUCCCUUACCUCCUCACGCUCAUUCCGCCAAUGUUCCUGGCACUGACGUCGCGGGACAUCUUCUACCAAGCUCUGGAUUUCGCAGGGACAUACGGAGUGCUUGUCCUCUUCGGCAUCCUGCCGGCGGCUAUGGCUUGGUCUGAGCGCUACUCUGGCAUCUGCCUGCCUCCGUCAGUGAAGCCGAUUGUUCCCGGCGGGCGCCUUACGCUGGCGUUCUUCAUCGGUGCGGCGGGUUUCGUGAUCACGUCGGAGGCGAUCUCCAAGCUCUUGCCGUAGUUACAGGCUGUGGGUCGCUGGGUUUCUCUUAUCAGAACUCAAUUCUUAACAGAACUUCUACCUUAUCAUAUCCUCUAAGCUCGUACUCUUAUCAGGAUUUUACAAGGGAGAAUUGAGUUGAAAAGAAUAGACUUGUCGGUGCGCUAGAAUUGAAGUGUGAACGGAACUUGACUAUUUUUUGUUUGUUAUUAUCUUCUUUAUUUUUAAUUGUUCAUGAAGUGUUACUUUUCUUGGUUUCUCAACCAAAAAAAA